This is a messenger RNA of Mercenaria mercenaria, 692 nucleotides long. RefSeq lists its product as uncharacterized. The record is from RefSeq and is a predicted model, not a curated record. Lineage: Eukaryota; Metazoa; Mollusca; Bivalvia; Venerida; Veneridae. Bases 72 to 692 code for a protein of 206 amino acids. The transcript has 2 exons.
GGAUCGUCAAUGUGUAAAACUGUUAUUGUCAGACAUGCGUUUAGUGUGUGUGAGGGAGUUCUUAAUUAACCAUGUUUAACGUUGUGAUAUUUGUACUUCUAUGUAUUGUGACUGUUGUCUCAUGCAGAGAGAUUCAGCCAAGUGAUAAUCAGCAAAUAUGCUUACCGUUCAAUGCUUAUAUCAUCUGGGACCGAAGCAAUGAGGAAGAUACAUUUGAUGUUCAAGUACAUUAUGUUCUACAAAUUAUAGACAAUACACCUGAAGGAACCAGUAUUCGUUUGGACACGGUAGAUGAAAAGUUAAGAAAUGUAAUGGACACUAUUAAAGUAAACGGCCAAAAGCAAGACUGGAUUCACAGUACAACCAAUGUUACUCAAAGACUAUCCGAAUACAAUAUAAUUUCAUACAACUCUUUAAAGGAAGCCAUAUCAAGUAACUUUCAGAAAAAUGAGACAGUAGCUGAAGAGAUAGUUUUCAUUGUUAAUGACAAGUCAGAGAUAGAUGACGAAGAAAGGGCAUUUAGGGAAUUGAAGAGGAAAAAGGUGUUUGUCGUAUUUCAUGGAACCAAAAGUCAAGCAUCUAAAUUCUGGACAAAUCCCGCGACGGAUAAACACCAUGUACUUAAACCAAACGAAAAUAUUGACGAGAAUAAAGAUGCCUUUCUAAACCUAUCAUGUCGAGGUAAUAGCUAA